This is a messenger RNA of Closterium sp. NIES-65, 1008 nucleotides long. The record is from the annotation of a GenBank genome assembly. NCBI's taxonomy places the organism in Eukaryota, Viridiplantae, Streptophyta, Zygnematophyceae, Desmidiales, Closteriaceae.
AUGUCCGCGCGGAAGACACAGAAGGACAAGGAGGCUGUGAAGCCAAAGAAGGAGAAGGUGGUGUUUGACCUGCCGGGGCAGCUGAGGGAGGCGCCAGAGGAGAAUGAGCCACUUCGCAUCUUCUAUGAGAGCCUAUACAACCAGCUGCCAGAAAGCGAGAUGGCACAAAUAUGGAUGAUGGAGCAUGGUUUGUUGGAUGAGGAUGAAGCGAGGCGAGUGCUGGCUAUCAAGCAGAGGAGAGGAAGCGGCCGAUCAGCACCUGCAGCUGGCCCUGCCUCUGCCAGAGCAGCCACUGCUGUCCGGGCCUCUUCGGCUGCUGCUUCGGCAGCUGCCUCUCGAGCCUCGGCCACUGCCGUCGGCAGCCGAUCCGGUUCGGCAGCAGGAGGCAAGGCUUCAGGUUUACACCCGCACACUUUCAGAGAAAACGACACGCUGCCAAUCGGCAUUGCUCCAUUGUCUGAUUCGGUGUCGGGAGCACCAGACUUCUACGACUUGCCGUUUUACACCCAGCCGCUUUUCUUCUCUAGUGGCAUGCAUCAUGAGCGGGAUUCGUGGGAGUUGCCCAAGAUUGGAUUUAGGUUUGGAGGAGGUCUCUUGGUGUCCGGUGCUGUGGGAGCUACUUUGUUUUACCACUCAACACGACUUUCUCACCAGUUAUCAUAUCCUUCCUUGCUGCUUGCGUUUGGUGGCUUCAUCGUCAUCUCUGGGUGUAUAUCUAUCCGUUCAACCUACUUCCACCAUUUAUGUGGGAAUACGAAGUGGUGGUGGGAAAGCUUCUUUGUCCCAUCAUUCUCAUCACUUUUCUUUGUUGGUGCUGGUUGUGCACUUGCCACACAUUUUUUCUGGAGUGGGCAAGGGCAUGCGGCAUUGAUUCUGGCAGCUUACUCACUACUGGGUGCAAGUGUCGUAGCUCUCGCUGCUGGGGCUAUUGGAUUUCUUGCAAGUUGGCUUUUGGCAUCCAUGGUGUCUGGCCACCGUGUGAAGAUGGAUGGCAGAUCCAGCCUCUAG